UUUCUUUGUAUUAUUAAUCAUGAUUCAUUGUAAUAGGUACUAUUGCCGCAAAAAUCAUUCACUUGACUUAAAAUAAACAAUAUGACGAUGAUAAAAAAUAUUAUUUUGGGAGUUGUAGUUUUUGCUUGCGUAAAUUACGUCAGCGCGAAGGGUGAAGAUGACGCAAAAGUGGACGAUGAAAUAGAGCACACAGAGAUCGAACCAGAAGAAAUUACAUUACCUUCGAUAUCUCAUGUAUGGGAGCUUAUCAAUAUAUUUGUUUUACCAGUCAUAUUAAAAUUUAUAGAAGAGUUUGGCAAGAUCAUUGAUACAAGGAAACUAUUUGAGAUGCUCACUCCGGCAGUAAUGAAUCUAAUGACUGUAAUGGACAUCAGUGUUAUACAAAAUAUCCUAUCUGUCAUUGGUAAAUCCAAUAUCAAAAACUUUACGUCGCAGAAGACAGAGCUUUAAACUUCUUGUAACUAUGACAUUUUUUAUAAAAUAAUUGUUUUUUGUAUUUGUUAUUUGGUAUUAAAUAUUAACAACUGGA
This is a messenger RNA of Diabrotica virgifera virgifera (western corn rootworm), 529 nucleotides long. RefSeq lists its product as uncharacterized. Bases 82 to 450 code for a protein of 122 amino acids. The record is from RefSeq and is a predicted model, not a curated record. NCBI's taxonomy places the organism in Eukaryota, Metazoa, Arthropoda, Insecta, Coleoptera, Chrysomelidae. The transcript has 4 exons.